CUCACAGCUGAAAUUUGACGUCAGUGUCUUUGACGACCCUGUUGAUACACCGGCCCGUGGACAUUAUCGUUUACGGGUGCCGGCGGCCGGCGCUGAAAGUCACACCAAUCAAAGAUUUACAGACGCAAGAGACACUGAAAUGGCUCCGACUCUGUAUGAUGAGAAACCAGAGCCUGGGGACUUGAUAGAAAUCUUCCGUGGCACCUACCAGCACUGGGCGGUUUACAUCGGUGAUGGCUUUGUCGUUCACUUGGCACCACCCUCUGAGGUCCCAGGUGCGGGCGCCAACAGUAUGAUGUCCGUUCUAAGUGAUAAGGCUGUGGUGAAGAGAGAGGAGCUGUGGGAUGUAGUGGGAACAAACAAGUGGAAAAUAAACAACAGCCUGGAUGAGAAGUACAAGCCCCUCCCAGUUCCUGUCAUUGUGAAGGAAGCCCGUAAGCUGGUGGGCAAGGAACUGCCAUACUGUGUCCUCAGGGGGAACUGUGAGCACUUUGCCAACGAGCUGCGCUACGGCAAGGCUGAGUCCCGGCAGGUGCGUAAGGCAGGAGAAGUAGUCAUGGCCGCAGGCCUGGCAACAAUGGUGGGUCUGGGCGUUGUGGCUCUGGCGGGAGUCCUGUUUGGAAGCAGCAAAAAAGAAGACAAGAACACAAAGUGAUCAAAGUCCUGAGUUGUCCGUUUAAUGGCUUGAUUAACACAUCACCAGCAAAGCCUAACUUGUGCUGAUCAUAAUCAAUCUCAGUCACAGAUAACUAACUAACUAACUAACUAACCAACUAAACCUCCACCUGUCCCUCAUGCCUUUUUUUUAGUUUGAAAAGCAAUGCAAGGCACUUUUUAAAAUUUCUAUGGCAUAAGCACAACGUACAGGAUCUCCACUACUUAAGGUGCCAUAGAUGUUAAAAUGUUUUAAUAAGACAUCUCAAGGAUGAAUGAAGAUAUUUUUUGAAUUAUGAAGGAUGUGAGAUUCAUGUGGGUGAUGGUGGGGUUGGGUGGGGUCUUUUCUACCGAUUUAUAAUUAUUUUCAUCCUGAAAAGUUUUAAACAAAAAUGCUGAUUGCUGCUCAUGGUGGAAUAGUUUUGGCUAUUUGAAUCAAAUCUCAAUGGUGAUUGUUGUUAGCUGGUACUAAAUAAGCUAUCUAAAAAGAACAUUUAACAAUCAAAAUACAUUUAACUGAAGAAAUUGUUAUUGCAUCUCACAGGAAAGCCAUAUAAUGUCAUGUUACACCACUUUGUCGUCCUUUGACGUUUUAAAAGAUUUUAAUAAAAAAAUAAUUUGUGUGAAUCUU
Molecule: messenger RNA, 1285 nt
Organism: Seriola aureovittata
Lineage: Eukaryota; Metazoa; Chordata; Actinopteri; Carangiformes; Carangidae
Product: phospholipase A and acyltransferase 3-like
Exons: 5
Coding region: 140-655 (171 amino acids)
Biological process (GO): N-acylphosphatidylethanolamine metabolic process
Cellular component (GO): cytoplasm
Molecular function (GO): glycerophospholipid phospholipase A1 activity; A2-type glycerophospholipase activity
Source: RefSeq, a predicted model, not a curated record